GAGCAAAAAACCGAUGAUUGCACCGGUGGAUUAUUGCGCCAAUGCACUGCUCCUAGCAGCCAGAGAUAUACACCAUAACUUUACUCCGAAUAAAGACACCAUACCGGUCUACAAUUAUGCGAGUGAUAACACUCCCACCUACGGGCAAAUGUUGGACAACUAUUUGGAAGCGUUGGGACCUUUCCAGAAGUUUCUCUACCACCAUCUGAUGGGCUUGCGAACUGCUAAUCCGGACAACUACUGGCGCGGAUAUCAGGUUAUGCGAUGGCAAGCCUCGGCACUGGAUCAGCUGCGGAUACUGCGAGGUCACAAGCCAGUGCUGCAGAAAUUGGUCGACAAUGUAUAUACAGCGAUUACGAACUAUAAAUACAUUCCACUGAAGGACUGGCAGCUCGAGACAGCUAAUGUGAACCGGUUGCAGCAAGGUUUGAGUCAAGAGGAGGCCGAUAUAUUCUACAGUGAUCUACGCAGUAUCGAUUGGGACUCAUAUCAGCGGAAGUUUCUUCCCGCGUUCAAGAAAUAUGCUCUCCAGGAGAAGUUUGAAGGGCUCUAGCGCGAUAGCAGAGACCUACCUGGCUUUGGUUUUCAAUUACGUUUUUCUUGAGAUUUGCUUUUUUCGACAAGAUAGGCCAUGAAAAAAUUACCGAUUAUUGGCGCUC
Uranotaenia lowii is the source of this 659-nucleotide messenger RNA. RefSeq lists its product as uncharacterized. NCBI's taxonomy places the organism in Eukaryota, Metazoa, Arthropoda, Insecta, Diptera, Culicidae. The transcript is spliced from 2 exons. Bases 14 to 553 code for a protein of 179 amino acids. The record is from RefSeq and is a predicted model, not a curated record.